AUGAGCAGGACGCCCAGACCCACACCAAUAUGUGUGACGGAGCUGACUGGGGCCCCAUCAUUCUUCAAACACGCAGGAAGCCCCACUAGAUACGGAUGCUUCCAUCCGGACGCUGAGGAGGAUGGCGGACCCCGGGAGCAGGAGAAACAGGCCAUCUCCUCCAUCCUGGGCACCUGGCUGGAUCACUACCCCGAGGAAUUUUUCCAGCCUCCAGACUUCACCAGCUUGAGGCUGCUGCGGGCGUAUGUAGGGGUCCACAUGCCGGGCUCCAAGCUGCAGCGCCGCGCCCGCCUUCUCUACUCAUGGCGGAAACACCCUUUGGCAGCAGCUCUAGAGCCCCGUCCAGACGUCCCUCGGGAGCGAGCCCCCGCUAUCUCUGCGGUGCCCACUGCAGCCUCGCAGCCCAGGCUGCCUGAAGCCACCAGUUCUCCUGGAGCUCAGCGCGUACGAGAAUCGGAGACCCUCACGGCAGCGUCCCCACCAGGGCAUGAGGUACUCCCAGCUCUGGCUGACAGUCAGGAGCUGGAAGAGCCACCUGCCCCUUUGGUGGCCCCAGAACAUGAGCAGCCCUCAGCCCCAGCCGGCGGGGUCACGGAAGGGCUGGAGCAACCACCUGCUGCAGCUGAGCAACCAGCCUCAGCUCCCCAAAAGCGGCUCAUGUCGGCUGCAGCCCCAAACGAUGAAUUCCCUGACCUUGUCAUUGCGUUCUUUCUCAUUUUAGUAGUGGGUAUAGAGGUAUUUAGUGUCCUUAUGUACUAUUGGUUUAUGCUUAAGAGAUAAAUUAAGUUUCAAAAAAUUUACUCUGAUCCUUUGAAAUUACAACUUCAAGUGUCAGUACGUACAUUCGCAGGAUUUUACACCCGUGACUACUCUGUACUCCUAGAACAUUUCCAUCACACAGACACGUGGACUACUAAUCACCCACGGCUCAUUCCCUCACCCCAGUCUCUGCAACCAGCGAUCUCGGUUUCUGCUGCUUUAGCUCCUCUGGGAUUUCCAUGGGUGUGCAAACACACAACAUGGCCUGUUG
This is a messenger RNA of Leopardus geoffroyi (Geoffroy's cat), 1030 nucleotides long. RefSeq names its product ral guanine nucleotide dissociation stimulator-like. The transcript is spliced from 4 exons. NCBI's taxonomy places the organism in Eukaryota, Metazoa, Chordata, Mammalia, Carnivora, Felidae. Bases 1 to 780 code for a protein of 259 amino acids. The record is from RefSeq and is a predicted model, not a curated record.